Messenger RNA from Pristis pectinata (smalltooth sawfish), 5609 nucleotides. RefSeq names its product major facilitator superfamily domain containing 6b (gene mfsd6b). The transcript has 8 exons. The coding region runs from base 450 to 2891 and encodes 813 amino acids. Lineage: Eukaryota; Metazoa; Chordata; Chondrichthyes; Rhinopristiformes; Pristidae. Gene Ontology annotation, biological process: antigen processing and presentation of exogenous peptide antigen via MHC class I. The record is from RefSeq and is a predicted model, not a curated record. Gene Ontology annotation, cellular component: plasma membrane.
UGUUGUCCUGUGCACAGGAGGUGCAUUGUGGCCGGCUGCACUGUGCCGCCACGGCUUGUGAUGCAUUAUUGAGCAGGGGCGUCGGGUGUGUCCUGCCUCGCCGAUCGCAGCGCCGUGGGUGCAGUGCUACCUUCCUGCCGCUGCGGCUCACCCUGAACUUCAGUGAGACAGGUGUUCGGGCCCAGUUCUGGGUCCAACGUCUCCUCAAAGCAGUUCGCCACCGUGAGGGUUCCAGCCGCAGAGGCAACGGGGUGCUGUUUGUUUCUCCGAGGCGCCGGUAUGGAGGCACUCAGCGCUGCGACGUAAACCGAGAGGGAAGGACCGGUUCCCUUUUACCUUUCCUGCUCGAGGAAAUAUUUGAUCUGCAGGCCAGGAGACUCUCUGCUGGGUUCUGAUCCGCUGCAGGGUACUAGGCCAGUAUCGGAACCUGAGCAUCUCACCAAUUAACAAUGGCGAGUGAAGACAAAGUUGCCAUCCUUUCUGAUGAUGAAGAGGAACAGAAGAGAAAAUAUAUUCUUGCUGAGCCCUUCAACACACUGUCAGCUGAAGCAAGAAAUGAAUCAUCUCUUGCUCCUGCUCAUUUAGCAACAGAAGCAGCAGAAGCAGAGGAACCCGACUGGUUGGAGAAACAUUGCAUAAAAAUUAGUAAUGAUCUUCUUGUUUCCAAAAUAUUCUACUUCUUCUUUUAUUCUGGUUAUGGAUCAUUAAUUCCACUACUGCCAGUGUAUUACAAACAACUUGGCAUGUUGGCCAGCCAAAGUGGACUCUUGGUAGGAAUAAGGUAUUUUAUAGAAUUCUGCAGUGCACCUUUCUGGGGAGUAAUUGCAGAUCGAUUUAGAAAAGGAAAGAUUGUCCUUCUCUUUUCAGUUAUGUGUUGGAUUGUUUUCAACCUGGGAAUUGGUUUUGUGAAACCUGCCACCAUGAGGUGUGAAUCAAGGAAUCCAGUACCUACCACAGCAGUUCCAAAUGUUUCUACUUCCUCAAUGUUAUCUGCCGCUGCGACUACAAACCACUCCAUUCAAAACAGCUCCAACAAAAGUCGGAUACAGAGAGAUAUUUUAGCAAAUCAGCGUUUCAGAUAUUUGGGAAACCUCGGUUUUUCUUUUCCCUUGUUUAAUGUAGAACAAGACCACAUCUUACAGAAAAGAUCUGCUCCAAGUACUGACAAUUCAACAACAACAAAACCAAACAGGACAUUAUACACUACCACCACCAGCAGCACACCUGCUACAACAGUGAGGGAAGAUAAACAGGUCACUUACAACUUGACAGAAGUUGAAAAUAUUUUCCUACUAAUCUUGUUGGUUGUCAUCAUCGGAGAGUUCUUCAGUGCUCCAGCAGUCACUAUCGUGGACACCGUUACUCUACAGUAUCUUGGCAAACACAGGGACCGAUAUGGAUUGCAACGAAUGUGGGGCUCCCUAGGGUGGGGCUUAACCAUGCUGGCAGUUGGCAUCUCAAUUGACCAUACUCACAUUGAAGUUUUUAUAGAAGGUGAUGGCUGUCAAAUCACAGAUUACAAGAACUACAGAAUAACUUUUAUUGUUUUUGGUGUUUUGAUGUCUUUAGCAUUGAUUGUAUCAACCCAAUUCAGAUUUGAUUACAGUCAUUUAAAAACUGAAGAGAACAAAAGGGAAGAUACUAUUGAAAUUCAGCAAGUGGCUCAGAAUUCUUCAGUGGAUAAUUCUAAAGUCAAUGGCAAUGCUGAAGAUUCCAGGAGCACAGGGAAAAAGACAUUUGAAUUUAAAUGGCUGCUGAGAAUGAUUUGCAGUGUGCAGUAUGGUUCGGUGCUAUUUGUAGCCUGGUUCAUGGGCUUUGGUUAUGGCUUUGUGUUCACAUUCCUCUACUGGCAUUUGGAAGACCUGAAUGGGACAACUACACUCUUUGGAAUCUGCUCAGUCCUCAGCCACAUCUCAGAACUGACAGCCUAUUUCCUGAGCCAUAAGCUGAUUGAACUGGUGGGUCACAUUAGGGUACUGUACAUUGGCCUGGCUUGUAAUACAGCUCGUUAUUUAUAUAUCUCGUAUGUGGAAAAUGGAUGGUAUGUCCUACCCAUGGAGGUGUUGCAAGGUGUUACCCAUGCAGCAGUAUGGGCUGCAUGUAUAUCUUACCUGAGUGCAGCUGUGCCUCCUGCAUUAAGAACUUCCACUCAAGGAAUUCUACAAGGGCUCCAUUUAGGUUUGGGCCGAGGCUGUGGUGCUAUGGUGGGAGGAGUAAUGGUGAAUGCCUUUGGUGCUCAACAAACAUUCCGUGGCAUUGGAAUGGCCUCUUUGGUGAUUCUUCUACUUUUUGCCUUGAUCCAAUGGUUGGCAGUGCCUGAUGAAGAUGAAGAAAAGAAGAUGCUGGCAGAACGGAUUCCAGUUCCAUCCAGCCCUGUUCCCAUAGCGACCAUCGAUCUUGUACAACACCACUCAGAUAGCAUUAUGCCCCAUCUUGAAACUAAACGCCCUCUGAAAAAGACCAAGUACCAAGAGGAGCAGGAAGACGUUACAAAACCAGCCUGGGCCAUCAGUUCAUCGCCUUGGGUCACUAUUGUGUUCGCCCUUUAUCAGGUUAUGGAGAUGGCAAAGCUGGCGAAGACAGAUGCAGCUAUUCAACAUCAAGUUCUACAGGAGGCCAAUGACAACCCGGUAACUCCAGACCCUUGGCCAUUUGGGGUCUCAACACAGCCUGAACCUUCACAUGCUUGUAGCAAGCAAAUAAAGACAGAUGUCCCCAUCGCUACCUCUAGUCUGGAUGAGCAGGUCAGCGUAAACCAAGAGAAGGGAGUCAAUCAGCCAGAGUUGCCUAAGAACUUUAUCCCCCUGCCAGGAAAUGGAAACCCAAAUAUUAGUCCAGAUUCACCUCACCAAACAAGCACUCAACCAAGUCAGAAGAACAUUUCUUCUUGAUUAAACUUAUUCAGAUGUUUUAAAAACAAUGCAUUUGGUUUUCCCUGAUGGACUUUAAAAAGAAAACUAAGCAAAGGAAAAUUUUUCAAGAAUGCAUUGUUCCACAGUAUGCCCACAUUAUCAAUAUGGCAUGAAUGGCUAAUGUACAUUUCAGAAAUGACAAGGUUCUACCAUGAUUUUUUCUGUAUUUGGGACAUCAAUAGCAGACAUACUGUAAGUGCCUGUUCAUGUACAAAGGACAUAUCCUAAUAUGAAAGUCUGUCUAUCCAAAAUGCUCAAUGUUUGCCUCAAUUUUUAAAACCUUGCAUUGAGAUGUUAAAAUGUAGCUAUAUUAAUUCUGGAUGAAACAAGCAUUGUACUUACAAACCAAGAUGACAUUACAAUGUACAAAAAUGUCCAACCAGGAAAUAUCAUAUCCGUGAAGUAUAUUUUUGUUGAACAUCCCAUUCAACUCAAUGAAAAUUUAAAAACUUGGGCCUGAGCAGAGAAGCUGUUUGUUGGUAAGAGUAUAUCCGUCAAAAUGAUUCUGGGCAUCCCUUAAGUAUGUGCUAGAAAUACAGAUGAAUGGAAAUUGCCUUCUUUCAACAAGUCGUUGCACUAGGUAAUAUCUGUAUUCUAACUUGAAUGAUGACAGUAAGAAUUAGGAAAGCUCAUCUUUAAGUUACUGAUGGUUUGAUGCUAUGAUUCUUGCUGUAGUUUUAGCACUGCUCCAGUUUUCAUUUGAAAUGUGCAAUGUAAUGCUUCAACAUUUCUGCUGUACAAUUCUGGCAGCACUGUUCCCAGUUCCUUGUGUUUAAAUAUUUUGAGGAAAAUUUUCUUCAAGUUUCUCUGGCAAACUUGGGUUCAGAAUUUUCUCUGGCAAUUAAUGAAGAAUCCACAAUGUAUUGUUAGUGGCCAAAACUAAACUGUCAAAACCAAAGUUUCUUCUCUCAUCCUAGAACACAAAAGAGUUACAAGUUAAACAUGUCAAAAUAUCUAUUUAUCUUUGAGGAAAGAGAAAACAGUGGCCCGAAUUUUGCAGUUUUCAGCAGAGUACUGGUACUCAUUGCUGAUCUUGAGAGAAUUUGCCCACAAAGAUCUGCCAGUCCUCUUUUUCAGACAUCUGUUGCCAUCAUUAAAGGGAUCCUUGGCAUCCAGAACGUUGAUGUAUUAGAUUGGCUGAGCAGCCCAAUCACAUUAAAACAAUUCUCAGGAAGAAAAGGAAAAUGUUAAACUGAUAUGAUAUGAAGCAUCAUAUAGGGCAGAAAUUAAAAUGUCAAACUUUAUUGAAAAAAAUUACUAAAAUUACUUAAAAUAUUUAUAUGACAGAAUUUCAAGUACAAAUACAAUCCAUAAAUUAAUUUUUGUAAGGAUAAGUUCACUAAGCAGUAACUGUGGUUUAGUGAUUAAUGAUAUUGUGAGAUCUCAUGCAACAAUGCAUACAUAAUAUUUUUGAAGUAUUUUACAUCAGUUUGUAAAUACUUAAAAUUUUCAUCAAUUCAGCUAAAUUUCCCUGAUUACACAGCACCCUGGUGAGGUGGAAUGAAAUGGUGACCCCAAUUUAGUGAUUUCCGCAUUAAAAAUACGCAUACUUGCAAAUCUUUUAGCUGCUGUCAGUUUUACGUUUCAAGGAAAGUAAAUGCUGAUGGUGUUACCUUUAGUAUCAUCCCACAAAAUCCAGGCCAUCAAUAUAGGGUUGUAAAUUGUACACAGGUUACUCAAUAACGUGCAUUCAAAGAUGCUGUGUUGCUAAAAUUUGUAUCUCCUUGCUUAUAACUGAAAGGAAAUGCAAAUUCUGUAGGUAAAUGUCUUGGGAUUCAACUUUAUCAUAAAAUCUCAGCAGUAUUUUCUGUGUAUUGCUAAGGAAGGUAGAUUUGAGUUUGAAAAUGACUCUUCAAAAAGAACAGUAAGUCAAUACGGACAGUAGUCUUGGUGGUGGUUGGGAAUCGGGAUGCGGGAAGAUUCAGAAUGGUGAAGGCAACUUAAGUGAAAGAGAAGGUACUAGGUUACAAAGGAACUCAAACUUAAUACUUGAUAGCUGGUAGUCACGCACAUCUAGGAAAUUAAUGACAGUUGUGGGAAAUCCAAAGUAUGUUUUAAGCCUGAAGGUUUAUUUUUAAAACUGAACAAUUUUAUGCUCGUACUGUUUGAAGUCUUCUUCCUGUCAAUAAAUGGACUUCAGAUCACAGCAAAUUGCAUCUGAAUGUUUGAAUUGGCAGUAAUGAGGAUUGACUCAUUUUUGCUCUGAUGUAGGUAGGGUGUGGAGACACAAGAGACUGCAGAUGCUGGAAUCUGGAUCAAAAAACAAAAUCAAUCUGCCGGAGGAACUCAGCGGGUCAAGUAGAAACUGUGAGGGAGAGGCACUGUCGAUGUUUCAGGUCGAGAUGUUGCAUCAGGACUCAAUGGAGGGUCCUGAUGCAGGGUCUCAACUCGAAACAUCGACAGUUCCUCUCCCCACACAGAUGCUGCUCAACCCAUUGAGUUCCUCCAGCUGUUUUUUUUUGCUGUCGGUAGGGUGUGGGAUUUGUAUAGUUUGUAAAAUAGUUAGUGCCUUCAGUCUAUUAAAUUAACAGUAUUUAAAAACUAUAUUGAUUUUGUAGUGGCUUUUUGCAUGUUGAUAUUUUGGGAUUGUUUCUGUAGAGUUAUAAACUAUUAUUGAAUUGUACAGCAAUUGUGUUAGUUCUGAGAAUAUUAUGUUAAAUUGAUAAUUUUAUUAAUAAAAAUGCUGUUUCAAAUGGA